Molecule: messenger RNA, 6709 nt
Organism: Mus pahari (shrew mouse)
Lineage: Eukaryota; Metazoa; Chordata; Mammalia; Rodentia; Muridae
Gene: Arap1
Product: ArfGAP with RhoGAP domain, ankyrin repeat and PH domain 1
Exons: 35
Coding region: 1764-6122 (1452 amino acids)
Biological process (GO): positive regulation of GTPase activity; signal transduction
Cellular component (GO): plasma membrane; cytoplasmic vesicle; trans-Golgi network
Molecular function (GO): GTPase activator activity; protein binding; phosphatidylinositol-3,4,5-trisphosphate binding
Source: RefSeq, a predicted model, not a curated record
UGUCCCUAUAGGGAUCUUCUUUCUACUUGUGACGUAGGGUGGGGCUUGUUGCCUCCCCCUGUCCCGUGGUUCCUUUCUCUUUGUUCAUUUGCACGUUCAUUUUGCUGGUCACAAAGGUGGUUUGCUCAUUUUUCAGGGCUCUGAAGAGGAGCUGGUCUAACCUGAGGUCAGGUUUCUACUGUGUGACGGACUUCUGGUCCAAGCUAGCUUAACACGGUUGGUCUGGCGUACUCUGUCUGGCUCCUGUCAUCACAGAAGGAAGGGGAGGGACCCACAGGUCAGAGACCAGGGCUGAAGGCCUCAGAACUGAGCUGGGGCAGUGUGAACUGGAGGAGGGAGAGGGGUGGGUACUGGAAAAGACACUUCCACUGCACUUAGUGUUAAAGACCUUACUUAGGCUGGCCACAGGAAUCAUGGGGUCCUCUGACCAGGUGCCAGCCCUCACGUUAUGCCUAGCUGCUCUGAGAUCUAGAGGGACGCCUGGGCUGCCUCUGCUGUCCAAGGGAUGCCCAGAGUCCCAGAGUGAGUCAUAGGCCCUGCUUUUCUCUGGUAUUUUUGGUACCACAAGAACUUGGGGUCAGGAAGAAAUCAAGAUCUGACCCUAUUCACCUCUCCUGGAAAGUCCUGCCAGUGGAAAACCUUAGUGGGCUAAUAGUCAAGUGUUUCCCAGAGAACAGUUUCUGUGGCGAAGCCUGGAUAGGACCCUGUCACCUGGAACAUCCAGCUCUAGGUCUGCCCAUAAUGGCCAGUAGCUUUGAGAACACCCUGAAAAUUUCAGAUUCUCUUUUCCUAACCUAUAACCUAGGGUGAUAAUUUUUACCCUUAUGCAAGAACAUUUUUUUAAAAAUUAAACAGAACAAAUUGUUCAUCACUGGACCAGGCAUGUAAUAGGCUCUGAUUAAAGGGCCCUCCUUUCAGGGCAAAAGCCCCUUGACCCACCCUGCUGAAAGCUGUUCUUCCAAAUAUGCCCACUGUUCCUAUGGAAAAAUGGAAGCCCAGUGAAAUUAAGGAGCCUGGUUUGGCUGGUCCCAGAGGAGCCCUGGUCUCAGGACCCAGAAAUGCCUGCCAAGUCUGGGGAUUUCAUCUCUGUGGGGAGGAGGUGAGAAACUGCCAGACUCUGGUGGGCCUUUCCCAGCGCCUUCUGCAGGGAGAUGCAGUCCUGGGGACAGAAGCAGAGUACUCUAGGAAUGGUGCACAGGCCUCCCAGGGAAGGUGGUUGUCCUGCCUCCAAUGUGUAUGUGUGUGUGUGUGUGUGUGUGUGCGCGCGCGCCUGUGUCCUCUCCCAGAGGGUAGACUCACCAGAACAGGGGUGUCGAGACAAGGAGACUUAAGGGUCCAUGGAGUCUCAGCAGGGACAGGGUAGACAUGAGGCUCAAAACCUUAGCAAGCUAAGGGUAAAGGAGAGACACAAACCCGGCGGGCCGGUCUGCCUAGGGUACUGAGAAUCCGGACUAGGCUGGGGGCGGGACCGGCCGGCUCCCUGCCCGUUCCCCGCCCUCACGUCCCCCGGGUGUCACGUGGGGCGGGCGGAAGCGCCGAGCGAGGUGGGCGCGCCCGGACCUCGGCCGCGAGUUGGCUGCGGCCGCGUGUGACAGACGGUACCGGGACCCCGAGUCCCACCUCGUGGAGUUCUCUUCGCUCAAAACAGCUCCCGCCUCAGAGCAUCAUGAGGAGCCCUUGGGACUAGGAACAACCUCCUUGGAGGACCAGGUGUCCUUGGUGGCAGGUCUGAACCUAGCCCUGGGCCUCUGCCGCCAGAAGCCAUGGCAGAGGGCCACGAUGCCGCACUGUCGGUAGCUGAGUGGCUGCGGGCACUUCACCUGGAGCAGUACACGGCACUCUUUGAGCAGCACGGACUGGUGUGGGCCACCGAGUGCCAAGGCCUCAGCGAUGCUGGCCUGCUGGACAUGGGCAUGCACCUCCCCGGCCACCGCCGUCGUAUCCUGGCUGGUCUUCACCGUGCCCAUGCACCCCCGGUCCCUCUGCCUCGCCCCGCCCCACGGCCCGUGCCGAUGAAGCGACACAUCUUCCGUUCACCACCUGUGCCCGUCACUCCGCCUGAACCGCCACCCACUGCUGGAGAGGAUGAGGGUCUGCCUGCCGCUCCACCUAUCCCACCCCGCAGGAGCUGCCUCCCACCUGCCUGCUUCACUCCGCCAUCCACAGCUGCCCCAGAUCCUGUGCUGCCACCACUGCCUGCCAAGAGACACUUGGUAGAACCCAGCGUUCCUCCUGUCCCUCCUCGAACUGGACCCCCCUACCCACAGGCCAGCCUUCUUGCUAAGGAGGAGUUACUGCUGCCAUCAGUGUCACCCCGGUCCCAACCAGAGCCUGCAGAGACUCCAUCCACCCUUCUGCCUGCCUUUCUCCAGGGGCCCCUGCAGCCUCCAUCUCCUCCUCCCUGUCCUCCCGUGAUCCCUCCCAAGCCUCCUCGCCUGGUCCCUGAGUUUGACGACUCUGACUAUGAUGAUGUCCCGGAGGAGGGGCCAGGGGCCCCAGCCAGCGUGAUGACCAAGGAGGAGCCCCUGCCAAGCCGAGUUCCACGGGCUGUGCGCGUGGCUAGUCUGCUGAGCGAGGGGGAGGAGCUGUCUGGGGAUGAUGCGGAAGAUGAAGAUGACCAUGCCUAUGAGGGCAUCCCCAAUGGUGGGUGGCCAACGAGUGGCCUGAAUCCACCCUUACGCAGCCUGAUCCCUGAUCUCCCACUGCACCCCAUGGAUGAGUUGCCUGGGGGUUCCACCCCCAUUACACCUGUCAUCAAGGCUGGUUGGCUGGACAAGAACCCACCACAGGGGUCUUAUAUCUAUCAGAAGCGAUGGGUGAGACUGGAUGCUGAUUACCUGCGAUACUUUGACAGUAACAAGGACGCCUACUCUAAGCGCUUUGUUCCUGUGGCCUGCAUCUGCCGAGUCGCUCCUAUUGGAGACCAGAAGUUUGAAGUGAUCACAAACAAUCGGACCUUCGCCUUCCGGGCAGAGAGCGAUGUGGAGCGGAACGAGUGGAUGCAGGCCCUGCAGCAGGCGGUGGUUGAGCAUCGAGCCCAAUUUCGACUCUCUAGUGCUUCUGUGUUGGGAGUCCGAGGCUCCGAGCAGCCUGACCGUGCUGGCAGCCUGGAGCUACGAGGCUUCAAGAAUAAGCUUUACGUGGCUGUGGCUGGGGACAAAGUACAGCUCUAUAAGAAUCUGGAGGAAUUCCAUCUGGGCAUUGGUAUCACCUUCAUCGACAUGAACGUGGGCAAUGUCAAGGAAGUGGAUCGGCGCAGCUUUGACCUCACUACCCCCUACCGCAUCUUCAGCUUCUCUGCUGAUUCAGAGUUAGAGAAGGAGCAGUGGCUGGAGGCCAUGCAGGGAGCCAUCGCAGAGGCCCUAUCUACCUCAGAGGUGGCUGAGCGCAUCUGGGCUGCAGCCCCCAACAGGUUCUGUGCCGACUGUGGGGCCGCCCAGCCUGACUGGGCCUCCAUCAACCUCUGCGUUGUCAUCUGCAAGCGCUGUGCAGGGGAACACCGUGGCCUGGGUGCAGGAGUGUCCAAGGUGCGGAGUUUAAAGAUGGACAGGAAGGUGUGGACAGAAGCACUCAUCCAGCUCUUCUUACAUUUGGGCAAUGGCCCUGGGAACCACUUCUGGGCUGCCAAUGUGCCUCCUAGUGAGGCCCUGGAGCCCAGCAGCAGCUCUGGUGCCCGGCGGUAUCACCUGGAGGCCAAGUACAGAGAGGGCAAGUACCGCCGCUACCACCCGCUCUUUGGCAACCAAGAGGAGCUGGACAAGGCCCUGUGUGCUGCAGUUACCACCACUGACCUGGCUGAGACCCAGGCACUCCUGGGCUGUGGGGCUGGGGUCAGCUGCUUCUCAGGGGACCCAGCAGCUCCCACACCCCUGGCUCUUGCUGAGCAGGCUGGACAGACUCUGCAGAUGGAGUUUCUACGGAAUAAUCAGAGCACAGAGGUCCCUCGGUUGGACUCAGUGAAGUCCUUGGAAAAGCACUACUCCAUUACCCUGCCAACUGUGAGCCACAGUGGCUUCCUGUACAAGACUGCUUCUGCUGGCAAGCCUCUGCAGGACCGCCGUGCCCGGGAAGAGUUCAGCCGGCGCUGGUGUGUCCUGAGUGAUGGGGUCCUGAGCUACUAUGAGAAUGAACGGGCAGUGACACCCAAUGGGGAGAUCCGGGCCAGCGAGAUAGUAUGCCUAGCAGUUCCCCCUCUGGACACCCAUGGCUUUGAGCAUACCUUUGAGGUGUACACAGAGGGAGAACGGUUGUACCUGUUUGGGCUGGAGAAUGCAGAGCUGGCUCACGAGUGGGUCAAGUGCAUUGCCAAGGCUUUCGUGCCUCCCCUGGCUGAGGACCUGCUAGCCCGGGACUUUGAACGUCUUGGGCGCCUACCCUGUAAAGCUGGCCUGAGCCUUCAGCAGGCCCAGGAGGGCUGGUUUGCCAUGACUGGCUCUGAGCUCCGGGCUGUCUUCCCAGAGGGGCCCUGGGAAGAGCCACUGCAGCUCCGGAGACUGCAAGAGCUUUCUAUCCAAGGAGACAGCGAGAACCAAGUGCUGGUGCUGGUGGAGCGGAGGAGGACACUGUACAUCCAGGGUGAGCGGCGGCUGGACUUCAUGGCUUGGCUAGGGGCCAUCCAGAAAGCAGCAGCCAGCUUGGGAGACACGCUAUCAGAGCAACAGCUUGGGGACUCGGACAUCCCAGUGAUUGUGUACCGCUGUGUGGACUACAUCACGCAGUGUGGCUUGACCUCAGAGGGUAUCUAUCGAAAGUGUGGUCAGACCUCCAAGACUCAGAGACUGCUAGACAGCCUACGGCAGGACGCACGCUCUGUGCACCUAAAGGAGGGAGAGCAGCACGUGGAUGACGUCUCCUCUGCACUCAAACGCUUCCUCAGGGACCUGCCCGAUGGGCUCUUCACUCGUGCACAGCGCCUGGCCUGGCUGGAGGCCUCUGAGAUCGAGGAUGAGGAAGAAAAGAUCUCCAGGUAUCGAGAGCUCUUGGUGCAUCUGCCCCCUGUCAACCGGGCCACUGUGAAGGCCCUGAUCAGCCAUCUGUACUGUGUACAGUGUUUCUCAGACACAAACCAAAUGAACACACACAACCUGGCUAUCGUGUUCGGGCCUACGCUAUUCCAGACUGACGGGCAGGACUACAAGGCCGGCAAGGUGGUGGAAGACCUCAUCAACCACUAUGUGGUGGUGUUCAGUGUGGACGAGGAGGAGCUGAGGAAGCAGAGGGAGGAAGUCACAGCCAUCGUGAAGAUGCGAGUGGCUGGCACUGCCAGUGGGACCCAGCAUGCUGGCGACUUCAUCUGCACAGUCUACCUGGAGGAGAAGAAGGUGGAGACUGAACAGCAUGUUAAGAUCCCCGCAUCCAUGACAGCGGAGGAGCUUACUCUGGAGAUCCUGGACCGCCGCAAUGUGAGCAUCAGGGAGAAGGACUACUGGACCUGCUUUGAGGUCAAUGAGAAGGAGGAGGCAGAGCGCCCGCUGCACUUUGCGGAGAAGGUGCUGCCCAUUGUGCAUGGGCUGGGAAUAGACAGCCAUCUGGUGGUGAAGAAGUACCAGUCCAUGGAGGCCAUGCUGUUGUACUUGGCCAGCCGUGUGGGUGACACCAAGCAUGGUAUGAUGAAGUUCCGCGAAGACCGCAGCCUCCUGGGUCUGGGGCUGCCUUCGGGUGGCUUCCAUGAUCGCUACUUCAUUCUCAAUAGCAGCUGCCUGCGGCUCUACAAGGAGGUCCGGAGCCAGAGGCCGUGGAGCGGGGCCCCUGAGACCAGUCACCGGCCUGAGAAGGAGUGGCCUGUCAAGAGCCUCAAAGUCUACCUGGGUGUAAAGAAAAAACUGCGGCCACCUACUUGCUGGGGCUUCACGGUGGUGCACGAGACAGAGAAGCACGAGAAGCAGCAGUGGUACCUCUGCUGUGACACUCAGAUGGAGCUUCGGGAGUGGUUCGCCACCUUCCUCUCUGUGCAGCACGAUGGCCUGGUGUGGCCCUCCGAGCCCUCUCGAGUGUCCCGGGCAGUGCCUGAGGUCCGGAUGGGCAGUGUAUCACUGAUCCCUCUACGAGGCAGUGAAAAUGAAAUGCGCCGGAGUGUGGCAGCCUUCACUGCCGACCCCCUUUCCCUCCUCCGCCAUGUCUGAGCACAGGAGUCGUUCUGACUCUGGGACACCAUCACCGCCAUCGGGAAGCUUUCCUGUUCAGACGCCCUCGUGCUCUGCGUGUUUGGUGUGAGCCAACAGAACACACGGGGAAGCCAUACCCACAUCCCACAUCCUGACUGCAGCACAGGCUCCUUGGCUGGGCAGAAAUGGGCUGCCGGUGGGGAUCUCCCAGGGGGGACCCUUCCUUUUUCUCCAGGCAAGCAAUGCUCUUGACCUGGCUUGCUUACCCAGGGUCACGCUCCUUGAAUCCAUGGGAUUAGAAAGAUAGACAGAAAUCAGGAGCUGUGUGGGAGAAGGGUUUGGGGCCCCUCUGGGAGGGAGCCCCGCUGGGAGGGAGCCCACCCCUUCUCACAGGCUCCCGAAUGGAAAAGGUGACACCCUGAACUUACUCCUGGGGGGGGUCUACAAGGGAGCUCGUGGGAAGCUUCUACAGGGUGGCAUCUGGACUUGGGGAGGUCAGCCCUCUUCUGGUGUGUGCGGGGAGGCCCAGGCUGUGGCUGUCUGCUAUCCCCUCCCCACUUUGGAUACUUUUUGAUAAUAUAAAUAUAUCUGUAUAUUUUACCCUA